GUAGUUUCACUUUCUUUUCUUUUCUUUCCUGGGUGUAGUGAAUGUGAAUUCUUUGCUUCAUUUGUUUCUAAUGUUCUUUUAAUUCUUUAUGCUAUAGGGUGCCGUGAAUGUGGUUAUGGGAAAUGCUCCAGAUAUUGGUGAUGCUUUACUCGCAAGUUCACAGGUGAGAAAGAUCACAUUCACAGGCUCAACGGCUGUUGGAAAGAAGUUGAUGGCCGGUUCUGCUGAGACUGUCAAAAAGGUUUCUCUUGAACUUGGUGGCAAUGCACCUUGCAUAGUCUUCGAUGACGCAGACAUAGAUGUUGCAGUAAAAGGAACGCUUGCAGCAAAGUUUCGUAACAGUGGACAAACAUGUGUCUGUGCAAAUAGAAUACUUGUUCAAGAAGGUAUCUAUGAGAAAUUUGCUAGUGCUUUUUCAAAAGCUGUACAGGAUCUGCAAGUUGGGAACGGCUUAAGCGAAGGGGUGGCUCAGGGUCCACUAAUAAAUGAAGCCGCUGUGCAAAAGGUUGAAUCCUUUGUUCAAGACGCCAUCUCAAAGGGAGCAAAAAUCCUUCUUGGUGGUAAAAGACAUAGCCUUGGGAUGACCUUUUAUGAGCCUACAGUAAUCAGCGAUGUUGAGAGUGAUAUGCUUUUAUCAAGAAACGAAGUUUUUGGACCUGUGGCGCCUCUAUUGCGGUUCAAAACUGAGGAGGAAGCUGUCCGCCUUGCCAAUGACACUAAUGCGGGGCUGGCUGCUUACUUCUUCACAAACAAUGUUCAACGUACAUGGCGUGUCUCUGAAGCACUCGAAUAUGGACUCGUUGGUGUCAAUGAAGGCCUAAUUUCAACAGAGGUGGCUCCAUUUGGAGGUUUCAAACAAUCUGGUUUAGGACGAGAAGGCUCAAAAUACGGAAUGGAUGAGUAUCUGGAAAUAAAAUACGUCUGCUUGGGAGAUAUGAACAGAAAAUGAGGUGCAACGUCUGUGACUUGACGACGAGUUAGAAAGCUGCAACUCCUUAAACAUGAUUUCUUUCCCAAGUAAUAAACUGUGCGUUCUAUCAGUUCGCAAGUAAUAAAAUCAAUAUAGCUGAGAAUGGUCGACGCUAGUAACAUGAAAGGAAAAGUAUGUAUAUUCUCAACCACAUCUUGGAAUUUACCAUGCAUGUAUGUUGUGUAAUAUAACACAUAACUGCUUUCAUCACUCGAUUUUGUUUUUCUUUUGGUGUGAUCUGGGAUUCAUUC
Messenger RNA from Tripterygium wilfordii, 1221 nucleotides. RefSeq names its product succinate-semialdehyde dehydrogenase, mitochondrial-like. Bases 116 to 949 code for a protein of 277 amino acids. Lineage: Eukaryota; Viridiplantae; Streptophyta; Magnoliopsida; Celastrales; Celastraceae. The transcript has 12 exons. The record is from RefSeq and is a predicted model, not a curated record. Gene Ontology annotation, molecular function: succinate-semialdehyde dehydrogenase (NAD+) activity.